Messenger RNA from Nestor notabilis (Kea), 1563 nucleotides. It is a transcript of the gene SMARCD3, whose product is annotated as SWI/SNF related, matrix associated, actin dependent regulator of chromatin, subfamily d, member 3. The record is from RefSeq and is a predicted model, not a curated record. Lineage: Eukaryota; Metazoa; Chordata; Aves; Psittaciformes; Psittacidae. The transcript has 10 exons. Gene Ontology annotation, cellular component: nucleus; SWI/SNF complex. The annotation marks the transcript as partial. Gene Ontology annotation, biological process: regulation of transcription by RNA polymerase II.
AUCCGGGAGCUGGUUCCUGAGUCCCAAGCCUACAUGGAUCUGUUGGCCUUUGAACGCAAACUAGACCAGACCAUUAUGCGGAAGCGUGUGGAUAUUCAGGAAGCGCUGAAGAGGCCAAUGAAGCAAAAGCGGAAACUGAGACUUUACAUCUCCAACACAUUUAAUCCUGCAAAAUCUGAUGCUGAUGACUCUGAUGGCAGCAUUGCUUCAUGGGAGCUGCGAGUGGAGGGGAAGCUCCUGGAUGACCUCAGCAAACAAAAACGGAAGUUUUCGUCUUUUUUUAAGAGUUUGGUUAUUGAGCUGGACAAAGAUCUUUAUGGACCUGACAACCAUCUUGUGGAGUGGCACAGAACUCCUACAACCCAGGAAACGGAUGGCUUCCAGGUGAAAAGACCCGGUGAUGUCAGUGUGCGGUGCACAUUACUCCUCAUGUUGGACUACCAGCCUCCACAGUUUAAACUGGACCCACGACUAGCCCGUUUGCUGGGGAUACACACACAGACCCGGUCAGCCAUCAUCCAGGCUCUCUGGCAGUACAUCAAAACAAACAAGCUGCAAGACUCCCAUGAUAAAGAAUACAUUAACUGUGACAAAUACUUCCAGCAGAUUUUUGACUGUCCACGGCUAAAGUUUUCUGAAAUUCCUCAGAGACUCACUAACCUGCUGCUGCCACCAGACCCUAUAGUGAUAAAUCACAUAAUCAGUGUUGACCCAAAUGAUCAGAAGAAGACAGCUUGUUAUGACAUAGAUGUAGAAGUUGAAGACCCAUUAAAGGGACAGAUGAGUAGUUUUCUUCUCUCAACAGCUAACCAACAGGAGAUCACAGCAUUGGACAACAAGAUUCAUGAGACAAUUGAAUCCAUAAAUCAGCUAAAAAUACAACGUGAUUUCAUGCUGAGUUUCUCCAAAGAUCCCAAAGGGUACAUCCAAGACCUUCUCCGGUCCCAAAGUAGGGAUCUUAAGGUGAUGACUGAUGUAGUUGGAAACCCAGAGGAAGAACGCAGAGCUGAAUUUUAUCAUGAACCAUGGUCUCAAGAGGCUGUGAGCAGAUAUUUCUACUGCAAGAUCCAGCAGCGCCGGCAGGAACUGGAACAGUCUCUAGGAGUGCGCAACACAUAAGUACUGUUCACAAGAUCCCAUUGGCAUCAUGACCACCAAACCAGUGGACUUCCCAGUGUUACUUAGCUCACUGUUACACAUGGACCUGCUUCCUGACUGGAUGAGAAUGUACCAUCAACCCACCAGUCAGAACACCAGCUUUAGAGUGACCCUUGAAAAUCUUGCCCAUGGGGGGUGUCUCAAACAAUUCCAGGCCAGAGACAGCACCAUACAAGUGUCAGUGUUAAAGAAGAUUAAAGGUUCAUUCAUCAACGCACAUCAUUAAGUUUUAGUGGAAAGUUCAGACACUACACAGCAAAUCCUAAUGGGCUAUGCAUAGUAUCGUGGGUGGCACUGAAGGGGGAGGUUGAGAUAGGUGUUAUAGGAGGCUACAGAUUUAGGGUAAUAAAUGCAGUUCUCAUCCUAUGUUACCUAAGAGUCUCAAAUAGUAACUUCUCUGGAAUU